AUGAUGGAGGCGCUCUCUCGGUCUCUUGGUUCCUUGAAUCUCACUGUACCCAUUCCCGAAGUGAAGGACGCAGAACUGCUUGCUAACCCCCUCGACGUGUAUCGUACAUAUCUAGCUGAAAUAUUGACAAAAGCCGUGGGCUCUGACAUCGAUGCAGCCUACAAGUCGAUUCAAUGGCCGAACAACAUUUCUAAUGGAGAUCUGGCUGUCAUACUUCCGAAGCUCCGGCCUGGUGCUAAAGCUGACGAAAUAGCUGCCGAGCUUAUGAAGAAGUUCCCAAGCGACCACCCUCUCUUUCACCUACCCAUCCUGGAAGGCGUUCAUUUUCGCGUCUUUGUGAAGUCGGAGUCGCUGUCCUGCCUCCUCCUGCCGCGCAUCAUAGGUCAGAAGGAUUCGUACGGCUCUAUCCCAUUGUCGAACGGUGGGAACAAGAGGCUUGUAGUUGAGCUCUCAUCUCCGAACAUCACCAGCGAGUUUCAGGGAAAGCAUCUACGAAGCACCCUUGUUGGCGCGUUUAUCGGCCGGUUGCACGAGUUGGUAGGAUGGGACGUGACGCGCGUCAACUAUCUCGGAGACUGGGGCAAGCCUAUCGCUUUGUUGUACGUCGGAUGGUCAAAGUAUGGCUCGGAAAAGAUAUACGAGGCAGACCCCGUCGGUCACCUCCUGGAGGUUUACCAUAAGAUAGAAGAAGACUUUAAGCCAGAGCAGGCUGCGAGUAAGCAAGCGCGCGACGAAGUAGCGAAGGAAGGUGAAGACAAGGGAGAGGCACAGGUCGAGAUCGAAAGUAAGGGCAUCUUUGCGGAACGCAACGAAGCAUUCAAGAAGCUUGAGGAGGGUGACGAAGAACUAGUGGCGUUUUGGAAGCGAGUGAGAGACGUCAACAUCGACAAUUAUACCAAGUUCUACGAGAGACUAGGCGUGCGCUUCGAUGAAUACUCGGGCGAGUCGCAGAUCAGUCCCGGUACCAUGGUCGAGGUCGAACAGAUGUUGAUGGAGAAGGGAAUAUCAGAGGAGAGUGGAGGUUCUCAGAUUAUCCACAUGCAGAACCUAGGUGCGAAGUCUGGUACAGCCAUCAUCCGCGAUCGCUCCGGUAGCAGCACUUAUCUCCUCCGGGACCUCGCUGCCGUCCUCGAACGGUCGAGAAAAUAUUCGUUCGACAAGAUGAUAUACGUGGUGGCCAGUGACAACAGUGUGCAUUUCACACAGCUCAUCAAGGUUUUGGAAGCACUUGAUAUGAAAGAGCUCGCUAGCAAGCUACACCACGUCAAGUUCAGUGAGGUAUCGAAGAUGGCUGCGACGCUUGGGAGAGGUUACAAGCCACAGGGCAUACUGGAUGCUUGUGAGGAGGCGAUGACAACUUUCUCGGAAGCUGAUGCUGAGAAGCUUGAAACGAUUGGCAGUCCCAACGAUACCAAAGAAGGGUUGGCGACAUCUGCACUGCUUGUGCAAGAGCUCUCGACUCGUCUAACCACCACACACGCCUUCGAUACGAGCACGAUGGCUUCCUUCAAGCUCGGAUCAGGACCGGACUUGCAGUACUGGCUGGCCAAACUCCGUCUGCUACUGAAAGGUGUCGAAUCUGCAGCUGAACUGUCAGACGAGGACUAUGAGGCAUUGACUGAAGAUGACCCAGCCAAUCUCUUGCGCGUUUUGGCUCAGUAUCCCGAGGUUGUCAAUGCGACAUAUCACUCCCUCGAGUCGGCUGGUGUCGUUACGUAUCUCUCUAGUGUGACUGACCAACUUGCCGAGUGCUUCGCGGAAGAUGAAGAUGAAGAUGCUGAGGGUGAAAAAGAUACCAAGGUGACUCCUGGGUUCGCUGCAUUGUAUGAAGCGACUGCAGUCGUUUUGGAGAAUGGCAUGAAGCUGCUGGGACUGGCUCCGCUUGCGCAGUCGCUACCUGAGAGGGCGGAUACACCUGUGAUGGGUUGA
Messenger RNA from Alternaria arborescens, 1929 nucleotides. RefSeq names its product Arginine--tRNA ligase, cytoplasmic. NCBI's taxonomy places the organism in Eukaryota, Fungi, Ascomycota, Dothideomycetes, Pleosporales, Pleosporaceae. Gene Ontology annotation, cellular component: mitochondrion; cytoplasm. Gene Ontology annotation, molecular function: arginine-tRNA ligase activity; ATP binding. Gene Ontology annotation, biological process: arginyl-tRNA aminoacylation; mitochondrial translation. The record is from RefSeq and is a predicted model, not a curated record. The transcript is spliced from 2 exons. The coding region runs from base 1 to 1929 and encodes 642 amino acids.